UUAAUCCCAUCCAUCUCUCCCUUCAUCUCGGCCUCCCCAUCCCUCCAUCCAUCCCUCCGACCUGGGGAUUUGAGUCCCAUUAAGAGAUGGCUUUUGGGAAAGUGAGUGUGUUGUUAAUGAUGGAAAACACACACAUACACACACACAGACUCACUAGCUUUUAUUAGAGGAGACAUGCAGUAUGUUCUAGUCACACACAAGGGAACACAAGCUAGCUCACACUUUAACACACGUUCAUGUAGAUGUACUCACACACAAAGCCCCCCUCUGUCAAACACACACACUAAUACGAUCGUCAGUCACUUGAACGGCAAGCGUGUUCAGUUCUGCAUGGAAGAGAAAGCUGGACUGACUGACCGGCAGAACAUACACGUGGAUGUUGAGGUCACCAGGACAACCACACAUGGACUCACGUGUACGACAGGAUCCAGAGUAAUCAGGAGCUGCCCCAGGAGAGAAACUGCAGGGAUGAUUCUGAGUGCGUUAACUGUGUCUAUGCUGUGCCUGCUUCCCCAGGCUGUGUUGGCACUGUGGGCCUGCGUGCGUGCCUGCCCAUCCUUGUGCACUUGCACCCAGGAGAAGAGCUGCAGUGUGCUGUGUGACCGGUCCGCCCUGUCGGACCUUCCCAGGGAGUUCCCAUGCGAGGCCUCCUCCAUCAACCUGGACAAGAAUAGCCUCAAGUUCCUGUCCGAGAGAGCGUUCGGCACCCUGCCCUCCCUAAGAAUGCUGUCUCUGGACCACAACAACAUAUCCUUCAUCACUCCUGGAGCCUUCAAGGGUCUACCCAACUUGGUGCAGCUGAAGAUGGCCCACAACGAGUACAUCCGCUACCUCCACACGCGCACCUUUACAGGCCUGAAACGGCUGCUGCGGCUGGAUGUGUCCGACUGCCACCUCUUCAACUUGCCCGAUCGGAUUUUCCUGGAGCAGACUUCCCUCCGAGAGCUACUCUGCUUCCAGAACAACUUCCGCAGGAUCCCUGGAUCCCUCCGGGGGAUGGAGAACUUGACACACGUGUACUUGGAGAGAAACAAGAUUGAGGCAGUGGCCUACAACUCUCUGCUUGGUUUGGGGAGCCUGCGCUACCUGAACCUGCAGGAGAACCGCAUCAGUGUGAUCCAUGACCAUGCCUUCCAGGACCUACAGCGCCUGGAUAACUUCUACCUCAAUGACAACUUGCUGACUGACCUGCCCAGGGUCUCUUUUAAGGGGCUUAGUCACCUCAAGAUGCUCAACCUGGGUGGCAACCAGCUGACCAACGUCUCCAGAACGUGGUUCAGCGACCUAACAGAACUGGAAGUCCUAUAUCUGGACCGUAACCGCCUGCUCUUCAUUGAGGAGGGCUCCUUUGAGAACUUGACCAGUCUGAUCACCCUCCACCUCAACAGUAAUAACUUGACCUCGCUGCCCUUCCCUGUCUUCCAGCCGGUCUAUUUCAUUGGACGCCUUUACCUCUUCAGGAACCCCUGGGAGUGUGACUGCAGCCUGGAGUGGCUGAAGGACUGGAUGGAGAGCUACAAGCUAGUGCGGGACAUCCCCUGCACUUCCCCGUCCUCGGUGAUGGGUCUGGACCUCAGUGAGGUGGUCUUCAGCAAAGUUAAUGGAUCCUGUGUUGACCCGGCUGAGCUGAACCUAACCACGGCCUCCACAGAGAUGCUCUCCACCACCGAGAACCGCUUCAACAGCUUGAUCUCCAAGCUGCUGCAGCAGGAGCUGCGAGAGGAGGCCGGGAAUGGAACCGAGAGCCUCCGCAACGCCAGCAUGCUGGAACCCACAGAGCUCUCCUUUGGGGUCAGAGGUGCUCUAGCCAGCCAAUCAUUGAUCUUCUUACUGGUGGCAUGGGUCAUGUGGGUGAGUGUAAGCCAAUUGGAUGAGGGCAUUGUGGCAGGAUGAGGUCACAGAGAUGGGGUCUAGCAGUGCCCAGGAACAUCAGGCCUCAUGACCAUUGUGAAAUGGGUAAACACUGGAUAUAUGGAGUAUCCAAAAUAUAGCUUCUGUUUGGCUGUGGUGUGAUGUUGGGGCAAUCUGCUCCUCUAUGAACCAGACUGCUAUACUUUCUAAGAAAAAUCAAGUGGACAGAUACUCAAGAGCCUGAUGGACUGAUGAAUGAGGCUAGACUAUGAUGAACUGAACUGUAACCAUCCAUUGUGUUGAGGCAUUAGUAGCAUGGAUACAAUGAGAGGCUUUGACAUUUUUUGCACUGGCGCAGGAUUGAUUCUGAUCUAUAAUUUUAAUGAAGUGUUGAAAUGUGUGUUCUCUGAUUAAGGUUAUUUGUUUAUACAGUACUAUAUUUGUAACACAUUCUAUUGAAUGUGACAAUCAUUACUUAAAAGUUUUUCCUUCACAUGUUCAGUCUUUCUCCCUAUAUCUAUGUAGAAAUGCCAGCUUAAUGCAGUAAUCUUCUUACAGCGCGUUGUACAUAGACUAUCUGGUGUAGCCUAAUGUGAUGCAGGGACUUUAUCAGGCCUCUUAUCUUCACUUAUGAACAUAGCAGCAUCCAUGUUCAUAAGGGAAGAUAAAAUUUUACAAUAAUUAAAGCCUGUUUAGGAUCAGCAUACUGCAUACUGCUACCACAGAUGUACCACAUUGUGUUUCUUACUUAUGUCUGAAAUUACUUCCAUAUUGCAAAUGUCACACCUGAUUAUGUUUUUGAUCAAGUAAAAUCCAACCAUUGUGAAAAAACA
Messenger RNA from Osmerus eperlanus (European smelt), 2684 nucleotides. It is a transcript of the gene nyx, whose product is annotated as nyctalopin. Gene Ontology annotation, cellular component: extracellular matrix. Gene Ontology annotation, molecular function: protein binding. NCBI's taxonomy places the organism in Eukaryota, Metazoa, Chordata, Actinopteri, Osmeriformes, Osmeridae. The transcript is spliced from 5 exons. The coding region runs from base 175 to 1893 and encodes 572 amino acids. The record is from RefSeq and is a predicted model, not a curated record.